Molecule: messenger RNA, 3050 nt
Organism: Python bivittatus (Burmese python)
Lineage: Eukaryota; Metazoa; Chordata; Lepidosauria; Squamata; Pythonidae
Source: RefSeq, a predicted model, not a curated record
UAAUGCUGUUUAUACUUUACUUUCAUUAAAAGAGAUCUCAAAUUGUGUCUUUGAUCUUAUUUGCCUUUGGGAUAUUUCUUACAGAGUAAAUGAAGCUGCAGUUUUCCUCUGCUGUUUAUAAAGAAUGCUCUUGUUCAGUCAUACUAAAUGAAGAUAUUGAAACUAUUUGUUAGAAACCAGUUUUUGGAGUCUAGUUCCUUCUGUCAUGCAAUUUCCAAGUACAUUGGUAAUACCCCAAAGUCAGCAUUGUAAUACAAGCAAAAUCAUGUUGUGUCUGUCACAAAAGUAUCUUUGAUUGCAUCACAUAUCGUUGUUAAAUUUCAAAGCUGUCUCAUUUUCCAUGGUCUUUGCAACCCCCCAAUUUCUGUGGAUAGGCUUUAAAGAUCUGGGAUUUCAUGCAUUCUUAUCUGCUAAAACUGAAUAGGAUGCAGAGGAAGCUAAUGCGUAUAUUUUUAUUGGCAGUGGAUCUAUGCCAGCCUGUGCUAGUAAGCCAGAUAGAGGGCGAUGGCGACCCAGAGCCAGACUGGAUCUUCCUGCGAGUCACUGCGCAACAUGUUAUGGAGGUGGAGCUGAGAGCAGCCAAGGUUUUACACAGGCUGGAACUACAAAGUCUUCAGAAAGUAGAGACUUCAGAAAUGCGCUGGAGAAGAAAGGACCUGGAGCGUGAGUUUCCUGUUCUUACCCUCUAUUUCAACUAUAUCUGCAAGGACCGUCAGAAACGUUGCUAUGUAGUAUUGGAUGACCAUCCUGAACUGCGUAUGCAGGAUUUGCUCAGAGUGCUGGCACCUACCCUGGAGAAAAAUAGGAAGAACAGAGGAUUGGCAGAAGGUCCAAAGCUCCAGUGUCUAAAAUGCAAACAGGAGUUCCUUGGGUUCCAGAUACUUCAGUUACAAAGACAGGUCUCUACAAAAGAGAGUAUAGCUUUCUCUGAGCAAGAUGUUGCUGCUUCCAGUGAGACCAUUAUCUGCCCUGGUUGCUCUAGUGAUCAUGUGGUCAUCUUACCGUGUGAUAGGCAUUCGAAUGCACCAAUGCUCUCUCAGGAUUGCUUCAAUGAAAGCCAGCAGGAGGCAGAGUCCAGAAAAUUUUACAUUGGUGAUGACAGUAACUCUGAAGCAGGAACCAGUUCCAGUACCCAAAUUCAAGAACUUAGUAAUGAUCAUGGCAGCACAGCACAUUCCAGUUCUCGCAGUUCUGAAGGAGCUGAUGCUUCCAGGAGGGAUCUGAACUCCAAGAGUCAAUAUUCCUCCCUCAGCCACACAGAUACCAAUGGAGGGAGCCUGAUGGGAAGCUACCAUUAUGGUACUUCCCGUGGCCGCACCCCUUCCCAGCUGUCCAUGAGCUCAGAGCAAGAGGAGCAUUGGAACCUUAGUCCCCCCACCAACAGUAUGUUGGGCAUGCGAGACUUAUUCUCUGUGGACCAUCGGCUAAAACUUUAUUUAGAUAUGGAAGUCUUUGAGAAGGCAGAAGAGUUCAAAUGUUUUCUCAAGGUAGCAGUUGUGAAAAAUGGACGGCCUGGGGAGUUCCUAGUGCUCUUGGUGGCUUCAGAUGUCCAACUUCAUGUGUUGGAGGUAACUGGAGAGAUAAGGGGACAACCAUCAGAUUGGCUAAAGAAGGGAGACUGUCACUUCCUGUCUGAUCUCUCUUGCUUGGAGGUGGGAUUAUGUCAUCAAAGCUUACAUAUGGAGUUUGUGAAUCCCCGUGUCUCCUAUACACUGCUACUUCGCAACCAGAGCCGCUGCAGAAGAUUUCUCCAAUGCUUGACAUACCUCAUAGAAGAAUUGCCAAGUAAAAGCAGGAGAAAAGUCCCAGAAAUCAUUGUAGUAGAAAUGAACUCACAGCACCCAUUAUGGCCAUUGAUUGACAAGGAUCUUGCAAGAGAAGCUGCAAGUGGUUCAACCAGACCAUUCUUCUACUUACUGACAUACCUCAUCCAAGGGUCUUCUGCAUUUCCUGUGACUUUGCUCAGCACUCGUAGUAAUAUAUUCUUGGUGGAAGAAGAUCAUCAGUGGCAACAAGUCCUGCCUUCUUCUGGUUCAGGCAGUGAUAUUGAGAAACAGCCCAAGGACUGCAUCCUGCUGAAAGCAAAUGAGUCAAUCAGUAGCAUCAGUGGUGUAGUACUUUACCGUUUCUCUCCUUGUGAUGUAAAGCUGCAACUGUAUGAUGAGGUCCUAAAAGUGGAAACCACUUGGCAUUUGCGAACAGAAUGCCCUGACUUGCUGGCUGAAUUGGUGGAGUGGCUACGUGUGCCCUGGGAAGAAAUGUUCUCAAUUGCUCUCCGUAAGACAGUACUAGAAGUGCUAGAGUGAAUUGAAGAACUCUUGACUACAGUGUUUCUGUUCCUCUUGGAUUAGAAGAAUAGUUCUUGCAUCACCUUCCAGUCUUUGUUGCUCAUAACAAUUUUAAAUUUUGCUUCGGUUGGAAGUUUUAGCAACAUUGGGUAACUGCAACUGGAUAAUUUGCAUCCAUCCUCUUUCUCAACAUCAUAGACCCUUGGAUGUAUGCAAAAUGUCUUCAGUGACUGUGCAUGGGUCAUAUCCUGUGAACCAAGAGAUGAGUCAGGCCAGCCUGGCAGAUCGCUUCCUAUUGUACUGAAGGAGAUUCCAGAGUUAAGGUUAAUCCUGCACUUGUCACUUUUUGUUGGAUAGCAGCUGCUGGAGAUUGUGGUGGAAGUUAUGCAAAGUAGUUAGAUGGUUCUGGACUGUGCAUAGAACUGGAUUAUGAUGGAUCAGAAACAUGAGCCUGGAACUCUCACUGCAAAUCUGUGAAACUUUUUGACUAUUUUUGCUUUAUUAUGCAGAACUCACUAUCCAGACUGGUUUAGAAUAUAGGCUGGAAUCUAUGACCCUGUGCUGGAAGAACCUUUUCCUGGGUUGUUUUGGUUAUUGGAAUAGGGAUAUGAGAAUUCUUGUAUAUUUAUGUCUCUGUGCAUGCAGAGAUAUUCAUGCACUCAGGGUACAAGUCACUGGAAGCCAUAGCCUUCCCUGGACAGGACAGAGUUAAAUUUUAAGUGUAAACUUUUUAUAUAUGGUGUUAAAUAAAACUGGUUUUUA